Messenger RNA from Halichondria panicea, 2058 nucleotides. RefSeq lists its product as uncharacterized. The record is from RefSeq and is a predicted model, not a curated record. Lineage: Eukaryota; Metazoa; Porifera; Demospongiae; Suberitida; Halichondriidae. Gene Ontology annotation, biological process: transmembrane transport. Gene Ontology annotation, molecular function: transmembrane transporter activity. Bases 25 to 1857 code for a protein of 610 amino acids. Gene Ontology annotation, cellular component: membrane. The transcript has a single exon.
UACCGAAAACUUAACUUCAGAUGCAUGGCUACUGUAAAUAGACUACCAUCAGAAACUACAAAAUUGCUACACCUUCAGACUGUUUCAAGGUAUAGACUAACUCCCUCUAGAUCUAAACUGUCGCUCAAAAGUGUGUGCAAAUGGUCUCCAGCUGUGGGUCUAAUAUUUGCUUGGACUUUCGUGAUUGGUGUCAUGUACAAAGGGGCUGACAUUGUCACACGUGUUAUCACCGAAGGACUGGAAGACAUUGGAGUAUUAAAAAUAAACAGUACGGUGGACUUAUUAAUCGCAAUUUAUGGUUUGCUUGCUAUAGUCAACAUGUUCUACCCCCUGGGUGGACUGCUGGCAGACGUAUGGUGUGGACGGUAUCGAAUGGUUGCCACCAGUAUAUUUUUUCUUUGGUUGUGUCUGGCCCUUGUGACUGUGUUCGCAAUAGUGCAUGUAUCAACCAAUGGAACCACUACAAAAAUCGUUCAAGUAGUUUUCCUUGCUCUGUCAUUUGUCAUGUUUAUACCAGCUUAUGCAGGUUACACAUCAAACAUAGUUCAACUAGGGUUCGAUCAGCUUCAUGACGAGCCUAGUCAGUCACUGGGAAUGUUUGUGCACUGGCUCACUUGGGCAGAGAAUUUGGGAAUCACUUUAGUUCGCAUCUUCAAUACAGUGGUGCAAUGCACAGAGGGAGACAAGAGCAUAGGACAAACAAUGCGUGUAGCCUUUUAUUUAUGUCCGACGGCUUUCCUAAUAAUUUUCUCAGUCGUAUUAGUGAUUACUUUGCUCACCCACCGCUACUUUUACAAGGAGCAAAUUCACAAGAACCCAUACAAGCUAAUCCUCAAUAUUCUGAACUUUACUCGAAAAAACAAAUAUCCAGUACGUGCACCGAGUGCAUUUGUGUACACUUAUCACAGAAAGCCAUCAAGAAUUGAUUAUGCCAAAGAGGUCUAUGGUGGUCCAUUCACUAACUCCGAUGUAGAUGAUGUUAAAACAUUUCUUCGUGUCCUACUUGUACUAUUUGCCCUAGGUCCUAUUAAUAUAAUCUAUACUUCAACUUCAUACACACUAUUCCCUCUCUUUGAACUUCACACCGGCAUGGCAAUAGCCUCUAGUAACUCCACCUGCACAGCAAGAUGGAUUCUCUUGGAAAGUGGGUCUCUUUCUAAUUUGAUCACACAGAUUUUUAUGCCCGUUUACAUCUGGGUAGUGUAUACUGUGAUGCGAAACAGGGUACCCAAGAUUCUCACCCGAAUAGGCAUAUCGGCCGUUUUCUAUACACUGUCUGUGGCUAGCAUGUUAGUGAUUGAUCUGAUAGGACAUGUCACAAGGUAUAUUAAUGAAGAACAGAAUACCAUCUGCUUGUUUUUUCAAAAGAGAGAUGACAUUGACUCUUUGCACAUGAGCUGGUGGGUACAAAUAAUACCAAAUCUUUUAUUGGACAUUGCCCCUAUUAUUUUGCUAGCCACAACUCUUGAAUUCAUAUCAGCUCAGGGACCACACACAAUGAAAGGUGUACUUGUCGGCCUACUAUAUGCAAUCAGAGGAUUCUACCAACUUAUCAGUGCUGCCUUCGUAUAUCCAUUUAGUGUCUAUUCAUGGAGAAAAAUUGCUCAGGAGUCUACCAUUGUUAGUUGCGAAUUUGGUUACUUCUUGGUGACGCUGGCAUUAGCUCUGGGAGGUGUGGUUUGUUUCGUAGUCAGUGCCUGCAGGUACAAGUAUAGAGUACGUGGAGAGGAAGGGUUUUCCCAGAGUGACGUGGAGGAGGUAUUUGAGCGACGAAUCAGGCAAGAACAGGAGUACCUGAGGGCAUUCAGUCAACUGGAGCUGUCAGCUUCUUGUCAGGAAGAGGAGAUGGCAGACUGAUGGUGCAUAUGGUCAAGGAUCAUAUUACUAUGACAUGUAGAUUAAACAGCUACAUAAUUAUAGAUAUACUUCUAGAACACUUUUAAUUUAGUACAGUACUUUAUACUUGUAGCUCUAUCUCUCCAUUUAUAUGCAUAAUUCAUAAGGCCUGAGACGACUAUAGAUCUAUUGUGCUUUCUAUUACUGAUUAGAUUUCCGCUA